Penicillium verhagenii is the source of this 1416-nucleotide messenger RNA. Its product is annotated as phosphotransferase family protein. Bases 1 to 1416 code for a protein of 471 amino acids. NCBI's taxonomy places the organism in Eukaryota, Fungi, Ascomycota, Eurotiomycetes, Eurotiales, Aspergillaceae. The record is from RefSeq and is a predicted model, not a curated record. The transcript has a single exon.
AUGUCAAUUGCUCAGAUGCCUCAGCAGGAGACGUCCCCGCUCAAGACUUAUUUUGACGAGCUAGAAGAGACCAACGGUGAUGACGAAUGCAGGGCUUGGAUAAGUAAAGCUUUUGACUUAAAAGCUGAACUCGCAAUUUUUGUCGCUGGGCGCCGGGAAGGAGGAGGAACCGGAAAAUUUGUUGGUUAUCUUAAAGGUUCCUUUAACUUAAGCUUCCACUUCAGCUUCAGCGAUGAGCGGCCGGAUGUCAUUAUUCGAUUUCCGAAGCCCGGGCAUACGGCUACAGCUUAUAGGGACGAAAAAGUUGUGAAUGAGGUCCGGAUCAUGGAAUAUCUCCGCCAAAACACUGAUAUCCCAAUCCCCCGUGUUCACAGCUGGGGCCUCAUUGCUGAGAGUCCACAACAACUUGGCCCAUUCAUCAUCAUGGAUUAUGUCAACGGUACACUUUUAUCAACUAUCUUGAAAGAUCCCGAUCAAGGAAGUCUGGUUCUGAACCCAAAAAUCGACAACAACAUAUUAGACAACAUCUAUUAUCAACUCGCCUAUUAUAUGUUCCAGCUUUCUCAACUUACGUUUACUCGGAUAGGGGCCAUCUCGAAGGACCAUGCUUCAAGUGCAUGGCACGUUACCGGAAGACCCCUUACAUACAACAUGAACGAGUUAGCCAGUGUCGCCGCCUACCCUGAUGACCAAUUCGCAACCGCGCCGUUUGACCGUGCAAGCGAUUAUCUGGGAUCGGUCGCGAACGAGCACUUGGUUCACCUUUGGACCCAGCGCAACCUCGCCGACGAUCCGGAAAUCGCUCAGAAGCGGUUCAUUGCCCGUCAUCGGUUCGCCCAGCUGAUUCCAAAAUACUAUCCUGAGAAUUGCGGUCCAUUUAUACCCUUCUGCGACGACAUGCGACCCUCAAAUAUGCUUAUAGAUCCAGAAACACUCCAGAUCACUGCCGUUCUCGAUUUCGAGUUCACGAAUGCCAUGCCAGCUGAGUUUACGUAUGACCCGCCCUGGUGGCUGUUGCUUUCUGGACCGGAGAUGUGGCUUGAGCGCUGCGCGAUGGAAGAGUUUUUGACUCUAUAUGAGCCCAAGAUGGAGCAAUUCUUGCGAGCUUUAGAGCGAGUGGAAAUUCAAAUGGCAUCAGAGGUCAAACAGCCCGGUCAACCGUCUCUCUCUUCCCGGAUGCGCGAUUCUUGGAGGACUAGGCGAUUUUGGUUUGACUAUGCGGCAAGGAAGAGCUUCGAUGUGGACACCGUCUACUGGGCUACAUUACAUGACGACGGUCUGGGUGUUGAGUUGCUUGACGAUAAGACGCGUGCAGAGAUGGAGUCAUUUACGCAGAUUAAGAUGGAACAGUUGAAGGCAUACAAGGAGGAGUGUACUGUUCGUUUUUCCUCGCACGUAGAUGAAGAGGAAAUGUAA